Molecule: messenger RNA, 2611 nt
Organism: Aspergillus pseudotamarii
Lineage: Eukaryota; Fungi; Ascomycota; Eurotiomycetes; Eurotiales; Aspergillaceae
Product: pectin lyase fold/virulence factor
Exons: 10
Coding region: 266-2611 (781 amino acids)
Source: RefSeq, a predicted model, not a curated record
UCCUCCGUUUCGCCAGGCUGGGCACGCCGAUCGCAACAUCGAUAAAUUGCUUUUAAGGGUCACGAUUGCCAUUCAAGGAAAUUCCGCCAACGAUGGCUGCAGACUCAACCUUUACUUGAAACGCUUCACCUGGGACGCUUAGCAUGUGCCAUGACCUUGUCUCUCGGUCGCGCUGACACUCGGAGAGACGUUGGCACAUAAAAGAUGCCGCGAGAAGUGCCAGUCCCGGAAGGGGGGAACAGAAUAACCCCCAUCGAACGUAAGAAUGGGAUCUCUAAGCAGGCUGGUGGCUGUAAGUGCAUCGCUUUUCGCGGUCGCUACAGCCCAGAUCAGGGUUCGUCUGAGCCCGUCCACAGUUAACCUCCUCGCUGAACCCGACUUUCACACUUGGACUAUUGAAAACGAAAGUCAGAAUACGUCCACGACGGUUGACUCUCUGGAUUUUACCUUGUCCGCCUCGUCCGAUUCAGACUUAGAAGGCAACAGCUACAAAUAUCAGUAUACCCGGCCCGUCUCCCAUCUCGGAGAAAGAGUCGUCAACCAAGGGAUUACCACCUCCAGUGACAACCCCGGACCCAUUACGUUGACCAUCCAAGGCCUGGAGUCAGGGGAGCACACUCUCUUGACCUGGCAUAAUGCUUGGGACUCUUUAGACUCCACUGCGACCAUUUCGGUCUCGGUGGACGGUGAAGAUAAGGCUUCAGACAUCAAGCAGUCCAUUCGGGUCGACAAUAUUUGGGAGGCCGCAACGUCUUAUGUGACGUUUACUGUAGACUCCCCCGAUCAAGGGGUAGAAGUCAUCUACACUCCCUCCGGCGCCGACGGACUUGUCUAUCUCAAUGGCUUCGAAAUUGACACGCCUGCCUUGAAAGAUCAAAUCUCAUUCCCUUCUCCAUCGCAUCGUGACGAGCACCUUGAGCUUGCCGAUGAGGAGAGUAUCACAGCAACCUGGAGAGCACCAUCUUCUGGGGAUUCAGUCACGUACAAUGUCUAUAUGGGAAAUUCGUCUGAUGCCCUAAAUCCAGGGCUGAACACGAUGGAUACUUUCUACUGGCGUAUUGAUGUGGUCUCUGGGGACAGCACGUAUACAGGUCGGACAUUCAUGUUUCGGUUGGCGCAGUUGGCUUUCCCUGGAGCCGAGGGAUAUGGCGAAGAGCCAGGAACACUGCGUUACGCGUUGGCUGUCGCGACUGGUCCCCGGAUUGUCGUAUUCGAUGUGGGUGGAGUCAUCACGAUCGAUUCGCGCCUCACGGUGAGUGACAGCCAUGUGACCGUGGCCGGUCAAACAGCACCUGGCAAGGGCAUCGCCGUCCAAGGCCACCCGUUAGGUCUCUCGGGUGCAUCCGAUGUGAUCUUCAGGCAUGUGCGGGUCAGACCCGGGACUAGCUCGAACGAAACGGUCGAUGGCAUGGGCAUGGCGGGAUCGAAUUACUGCAUUCUGGACCGCUGUUCAAUGGGAUGGGGAAUCGACGAAUGCUUCUCGUCACGCACAGCCCAUAACAUCACCUUUCAGCGCAACAUGAUUUCAGAACCCCUCAACGUCGCUGGACACAAGAACUACCCUGCUGGAACAGCCCAUGGGUAUGCAGCAACCAUUGGCGGCGAUGUCGGUUCCUUCCACCACAACCUGAUUAGCCAUGCGGAAGGCCGCAGCUGGAGUAUGGGCGGCGGUGUCGACGACAACUCGACCUUCGCGGGCCGCCUCGAUAUUCGCAAUAACGUGGUGUACAACUUCGGCUCGCGUGUCACCGACGGCGGUGCUAAGGAAGUAAACUUCGUUGGCAAUCUGUACAAGCAGGGCCCUGCUAGUGAGCUAACAUAUGAUCUGAAAGCUACGUACGAGGAUAACCUGCCUGGAACCCAACAGUAUCACUGUGCUGGGAACUCAAUGCCCGACGUAUUUGACCAGGAUUCCGUUCAAUACCCACCCGGAGAUGGUACAGGGCAGACCUCUAAGAUCGCCUGCUUUGCAGACGUCAGUAUUGACCCAGCGCCUGAGUACCAAAGAUUCUUCGACGAGCCUUUCUUUCCCUCGUACAUCGAAGAGCAUACCUCUACAGAAGCAUACAAGCGUGUGCUCUCUGACAGUGGUGCCAGUCAGCCCGUGGUCGAUGACCAUGACAAGCGUAUCAUCCAGGAGACCCUGAAUGGAACCGCCACGUACAGCGGCUCGAAGACCGGAAAGCCCGGGCUGAUCGACAACGAAGCGGAUGUAGGUGGACUCGAGGACUUCCCAACCACUACGCGGCCCACAAGCUGGGAUGCCAACGACGAUGGCAUUGCCGAUUGGUGGGACGGUUCCACUGGUGGAGAUGGCUAUACGGCGAUUGAAGGCUAUAUCAAUUUUAUGGCGGACCCGCAUGUGUUUGUGGCACCAGGGGCAUCGGUCAAGUACGAUUUGGCCGCUCUCGCUGGCGGAUUUUCUAAACCAGCUUUCGAGGUAUCCGGCGGCGAGUUCGGCUCAGUCUCUGCAGCCGACACCGUGGCAACGUACACUGCCGGUGACAAAGCUGGAGUGGACCGAUUCAAUGUCACCAUUUCUGAUGACGAGGGCAGUACAUGGGAGAGCAAGCGAGGUUAUCAAAGGGACUCGAUCUUAGAUAGGUUCUGA